This is a messenger RNA of Acanthopagrus latus (yellowfin seabream), 1083 nucleotides long. It is a transcript of the gene urm1, whose product is annotated as ubiquitin related modifier 1. Gene Ontology annotation, molecular function: protein tag activity. The record is from RefSeq and is a predicted model, not a curated record. Lineage: Eukaryota; Metazoa; Chordata; Actinopteri; Spariformes; Sparidae. Gene Ontology annotation, cellular component: cytoplasm; nucleus. Bases 49 to 354 code for a protein of 101 amino acids. Gene Ontology annotation, biological process: protein urmylation; tRNA thio-modification. The transcript has 6 exons.
ACGUCACUUCCGACUCCCCCUCCACUACUUCCUGUAUGUGCCGACAAUAUGGCAGCGCCCAUAGCGAUUCAUCUGGAGUUUGGCGGAGGAGCGGAGCUGCUUUUUGAUGGUGUGAAAGAACAUCAUGUGACUCUUCCAAGCCAGUCGGAACCUUGGGACGUGAAGCAGCUGCUGGUCUGGAUCCAACGGAACCUGCUGAAGGAACGGCCCGAGCUCUUUGUCCAGGGAGACACCGUGAGACCCGGGAUUCUGGUGCUUAUCAAUGAUGCAGACUGGGAGCUAAUGGGGGAACUGGACUACCGACUACAAGACCAAGACAACGUUGUGUUUAUUUCUACGCUUCACGGAGGAUAGAAAAUAAACAAAAUAAGUAUCUUUGGUUGGUGGACAAAACGAGACAUUUGAGGACGUCAUUGCGUGCUUUUGGAAACAUUGAUCAACAUGUUUUCACCAUUUUAGGGCAAUUUACAAACCAAAAAAGCAAUCUAUUAAUAGAAAGAAAUCAUCUAAGGAGUAACUGACAGUGGAAAAUAAACCUUAGUCGGACACCAAAAUGUCUCAGUAAUUUCCCAUCAGACUCACAUGUGAGUCUGUAUUGUUACAUGAUUUAGGUCCUCUGUGAGAAUCAGUGAUUACUUUUAUUGUGCAUUAUCUAAAUGUAUUUCAUUUCAUUUCAUUUCUUGUGCUAAUGUGAUAUAAGCUCCGUCUUUGGUCUCAGACAUCUGUGAUUUCGUCUGGUUUGUUUGGUCUGUAAAAUGACAAUCGAUUAGUCGAUUAGUUCAACGGAUUAAUCAUCAAUUGAAAAAUAAUAAUUGUUAGUUGCAGCUCUAGUUUACUUACUAGCAAAUAAAUAAAAUGUGAGUAACAUUUGCUUACAGCUACAUUAGUGUGUUAUAAAUAAUUUGUUUAGAAAUGUGCAUGGAAGUCCUAAUUAAGGGUUAAAAUAAAGUGUUGUCAAAUAAGUAUUUUUUUUGUAUUUGGAGAUUCAUGUUAAUGAAAACGUUUUGCUGAAAAUCAUUUUUUUAUUCAAAUUGCUUCUGCUAUUUUCCCUCACAAAAUGAGAACAAGAUUAAACACUUCUUC